Messenger RNA from Cololabis saira (Pacific saury), 2091 nucleotides. RefSeq names its product chromosome 19 C10orf88 homolog (gene c19h10orf88). Bases 174 to 1406 code for a protein of 410 amino acids. The transcript is spliced from 9 exons. The record is from RefSeq and is a predicted model, not a curated record. NCBI's taxonomy places the organism in Eukaryota, Metazoa, Chordata, Actinopteri, Beloniformes, Belonidae.
UUUAUGGAGUCAGAAUUUCUGCUUUUUUUUUUCUUGUCGUUUUGUUGUUUUAAAUCGUUUUUGUUUCAGAUAUCAGAUCGCCAGCAGUUUUGGCCCUCGCGGAGACAUGGGGAGAAGGAAACCCUGACAGAGCUCGAGCAUCGGUGACAUUUGAAGUGGUCUCACGCCUCACCAUGGUGGACAUCUCCGUGAAAAGCGAAGCUGCUUGGGUGUGUCAGACUCCGGGACGUCGUCUGGCUGACGUUCUACUUCCUGUCAACCUCGGUAAUGAAGACGGCGAUGAGGAAGAGCUUGGUGCUUCGGUCAGGAAGGACACGGGCGGCAGGGCUGGUCCGGUUCUGCUGGAGCGGCUGGAGGACGGGGAGCCCUGCGUCCUGACGCUCCGCUGCAGCCCCACCGCCUCCUCCUCCUCCUCCAUCCGCCGCCUGCUGCUGGUCACCGAGGCUCGGACCAUGGAGGUGUACGACCGGGCGGGGGAGUACUGCGGGACGGUGCGGGGCACCAAGGACCAGAGCAUCCAGCCGGACGGAGCAGACAGAGGUCCGUUCUACAGGAAACAGCUGACGCUCCAGCACCCGUCCUCGGCCUGCGACGUGAAGCUGCUCUCCCUGGCAGGUCGAGGCAGCGUCCAGGUGUGCAGCGUCGUCGUGGGUCUCCAGUCCCUGCAGCCCGGCCCGGACCGAGGCCCCGGCAUAGAUCUGCAGCAGGUGCAGAGUCUGGUCCAGGAGAUGGGGACCAGUCUGUCUCCCGCCGCCCAGAACCUCAUGGACAUGGUCCAGCACCAGCAGAAGAAUCAGACCGGCUCUCUGGGAAGCUUCCUGCCUCUGCUGAUGGGCGGCGGCGCUCUGUCGGCGCUGGCCGGAGGUCUUCACGCGCCCCCGGCGGGCCUGAGGAGUCAGCGUCAGCCCGCGGACUUCACGCAGCCUGCAGACCAAACUCCACCGUUUCAGAACGGAGGAACGUCGGAGGACUCCAGCGCCGCAGAUCUGUCUCCGUCCAGCGCCGACACCACGAGCAGUGAGGGUGGAGUCCCGGUGAGCCACGCCCACCUGGCGGAGAUGGCGUCGCGCUUCCUGAAGGGGCGGGACCACGGACACCUGGGCCCCGAGCUCCUGCCCAUGCUGCAGAGCGUCUGCGGUCAGGUGACGCAGCUGCGGCUGGAUAACGCGGCAGAGGCGGAGAAGGAGAGGAUGGAGAACGGCACAUGGGAGCUGGAUUCAGCCAUGGAGCGGCGUCUGGAGGAGAUGGAGAGGAGGCUGAAGGAGCACGUGGAUCGUCGCCUGGAUGCUCUGGAGCAGAAGCUGGAGAAGGUCCUGCUCAGCGUCCUGCCGAUGGCCACGCUCAGCCACCAGGCCGGGGUCAAGUCCCCCGGGGGGGCGUCGGAGCAGGUCACCCCGACACACUGAGCUCAGAGCAGCUGAAGGACUAACCGAGAUGUGACCUUGAGGCUCAAACUGGACUUAACCGCUAACAGAGACGCCAUAAAGCAUCACUAAAACGUCAGACUCACUCCUAACUAUUAGCAGCAGGUUGCCCUCUAACGGUUUCUGCUCAACUCUUAUCCCCGGUUAAAAAAUGCACACGAAUGCAGCACUGUGAGGUCUGAACAGAUGGCCCUGAACGCACCACGGAGCUUUGACGCAAUCAUUCUUGUUAGAAGCCGAUAGAAAGGAAAAACAUAAGUUUGGCUACAAGAAAAAGUGUGAAAAAGUAAGUAAAACUAAACAAAAAGAAACUUAUCUUAUCUGGGGUUUUAACACCAGCUGAUGCAAGUGGUCCAGCGGUCCCUCGAGCUCUGGACGCCAACUGGACUUCAGCGUAACGUAACACGUCUUCACGUCUCAACGAGUCAAAAAAAAGCUUGAACACACUUUAAAGAGUGAAGUUGUGAUGAAGUUGACCUCUAAGACGCUGAUCCGGAGUGAACGGUCCGAUCUGCUCGGUUCGGAUGAAACCGGUUCAGAAGAAACACACUCCAGUUACACCAGUGAGAAACUGUGUUUUAUUAUUAAUGUUUUUAAUGUUGUUCGUGUCUUGACCUGUGAUGUUGAACUGCACUGAUGUAACAAAUAAAGCUGUAUUUAUAGACAA